UGACUAACAGUUGGAAGAAAGGAUCCAGCUUUUGAAAGUAAACCCAAGUUCGUUACUGAUGUGGGGUGGUGGGAAAUACAAGAAGAAUAUGAGAGAACAUUUAAGCUUGUCAGCUUGUCACCUGGGGGAACCUUUUUCCAGGCCAGUGCCCCAUUGUCCGCAUCUUUGUCUUUUCCUGAAGAGUGUUUGCUGCAGAGAAAUACAGUUUACUCUGUUACGUACAUAGUGCAGCAGGAAGUUCAUGAAUCAGCUACCAAAAAAGGAAGGUGCUCAGAUACUGAUGAGGUGAUGCUAGUAUCAGUUUUAUGUUUCAGCAAGUACAGAGAACAGUGUGACUUGUGAUUUUUUUCUCUUUGUAGUACUAAAAUGACAGAUGUUCAGCCUCCCCUUAAGCUUCCAAGUAAUUGCAGAUUGUAACAGUUCCUUGAAUGGAAAGCACUUACCUUACAGUUUGUUAACUUAAUUUUCACCUUCAGUGAGACUUCUUCAUAACAGUUUGAAGAUUAGAAAGGACAAUUUUGCAAAGUGCUAUAUGUGUUUAUAUAGUCUCUACAUAUGCUGUGUAUACUAAAUGAGAGAAAUUCACUCAAAGCUUAGUGCUCUGUUAAGUUAAAGUGGAUAUUUUCAUGCCUUGAAUGUAGUUUGAUUCCUGUUCUAACUGGUGUGUAAUUAUAAUCUCAUCUCUGAGUUUACAUUUUUUCUUCUUUCUCUAUGUAGGAAUUACUUCCUUCAAAUAAGCCGUUUUAUCUUAUUCCAGGAUGUUACCAGUAGAUAUCAGACUUCGAAACUUACAGGUGUACAAACUUCUUCAGUGUGUUCACCAAAAAGACAAGAAGCAAAUAGAAAAGCUGGUCCAGAAUGGAUUCCCAAAUCUCAUUAAUUUCACAGAGCCUAUGGAAGGAUAUAGUGCCCUUCAGUUGGCCUGCAUUAAAAAUGACGUUGACAUGUGCAGCUUCUUGCUGGAGCAAGGAGCUCAUCCAGAUGUCCAGGACAAAAUGGGACGUACUGCAGCAAUGAAGGCAGCUGAGUUAGGCCUGGAGUUCAUUUUGGAUAUAUUAGUAAAAGCUAAAGCGGACAUGACUGUUGCGGAUAAUGAAGGGAAAGGUAUUUUGUUUUACUGCCUUUUACCAACAACACGGCACUACCACUGCACGCAAAUUGCCUUGGAUGCUGGUGCAGAUGUUAACAACUGUACCACUGAUGGGAAGCCUGUAUUUCUGCAAGCCUGUGAGCAAGCUCAUGAUAUUAAAGAAAUAUGUCUGAAUUUCAUGGAAAGAGGAGCAAAUCCCAGUGCAGGAAACCCAGCUACAGGGCGCACGGUCUUAAUGGAAGCUGUAAGAGAAGGUGUUCUCGAGCUGGUGCGCGGUCUGCUUGAGAGAGGAGCUGAUGUUAACCGGUUCGACUUCGAAAGACAAAGUGCUGCACAUUUUGCAGCCAAAGGAGGCUUUUUUGAGAUUCUGAGGGUUAUUUCAGCUUAUAAUGGAGACGUGGGCCUGAUCGAUAUGAAUGGUAACACGCCGCUUCAUUAUGCUGCAGAGGGAGGAUUUGCAAAUUGCUGCAAGUUCAUAGGACAAAGAGGCUGCGAUCCUACAUGGAUAAACUUGGCAAAAAAGACACCAAGAGCCAUCGCCAAGGAUGGUGGUUUUAAAGCAGCAGUAUCAGAAUUGCGUAAAAUUGAGAAGACCUUUGCAAAACAGUCCAAGACUGAGGAUAAUGAGGAAAACCCCCAGUGGGCUGUGAGGCUGUAUGACUGGUCCUUAGAGCACCAGGCUGCCCUCCGCCAGGCGUUGGAGGCUGUCGACCAAGGAGAUGGGAAGGUGACUAAAGAGAGUUUUAUAGCCCUUAUCCAGCAGCACUGCUCCUUUGUGGACACUGAACAACUAGAAGCUAUUGCUGAAAUGCAUGAAGGACAUCAGGCUGAUGGAAUCGGCAUUGAAGACUUUUUUAAAGGCUCUAAAUACUUGCCAAAAAACUAUCUUAUCACAUCCUACGGACCCAAAGGGAAGAAGAGGAAGAAAGGGAAGAAACGAAGAGGCAAAAAAGGCAUCCCUGUCCCCGUGCCAAUUUGUGUUAUGCCAAAGGGCGCAUGUCCCCUUAGAGAAGAUGGUUUCCCUGUGUACAUGGUUGAGGCUAUCCAAAAUCUUGCUGAGAUCUCCCAUUUUAACCGAGACCACCCAUCUGCCCAUCCCGUGCAUGAUGACCGUGCCUGGUACAUAGAUGAGCCAAGGAAAACAUACAUGAACAUUAACUACCUUGUCAGAGAAGCAGACUUUCCAUCUCUGCAGAAAGCAUUUGACGAGGGUGUGCACGUAGACAUAAAAGAUCAAUAUUACAAAACACCUUUGAUGGUUGCGUGUGCAAGUGGGAACAUAGUUCUUGUGCAAUAUCUUCUGGAAAAGGGGGCUGAUGUAAAUGCAACAGACAAUUUCAUGUGGACUCCUCUCCAUCAUGCUUGCUAUAAUGGACACCUCGAUAUUGCCAAACUGAUAGUGAAGGCUGGAGCAGCAGUGGAUGCACCCUCAAUGGGCAAUGCAACCCCACUAAUGAGAGCCAUUGAGAACUCCAGACUGGAUAUUGUCUAUUUUUUACUUGAAGAGGGUGCAGAUGUCCAAGCUACAAACAGCAAUGGAAAAAAUCCUCUUGAUAUUGCUAAAGUAUUUGCAGAUUCUAGAAUAAUUGAUCUGCUCCAGAAUAAGCUGGACAAUUUGCCAGAAGUACCAGAAAAGAAAGAAAAAGCUGUGAAACCAAAGGCAUCUUCUACACCAAAGCCUGCAGAGGAACAAGCAGCAAAAAGAGAGUCUUCACAGGUAUUGCUGGCAGAUGAGGAAACAUCCAUUCUUGAAAAGGCAGCACAACCCUUUAAGGACAGUGUUACUUAUCUGAAUUCUCUGAUAGCCAGUGGUGCUACCAAGAAAGAGGACAUCACAUUCAAACCCAGAAAAAUUUGGGCCCCUGAAGCCGCAACAGAGGAGUUAGUAAGGAAGUAUGAAUGGCUCCGUGAGUGCUCUGCUUUUGAUGGCUUGUCAGAAAGCCCUGCAACCCCCUUUGAUAGAAAACUGCAGAAUAAGCACACCAGCCGGAAGAAGCUACUUCAGCAUAGAUUUUGAGGGGGUAAAUAUCAAAAAGGCUACUCCUCUGCAAGGAAGGAAUCAUGCAGUGCUCAGUAAAUGCAUCUUAGUUACAAUAA
Messenger RNA from Neopsephotus bourkii (Bourke's parrot), 3187 nucleotides. It is a transcript of the gene ANKEF1, whose product is annotated as ankyrin repeat and EF-hand domain containing 1. The record is from RefSeq and is a predicted model, not a curated record. The transcript has 9 exons. Bases 759 to 3107 code for a protein of 782 amino acids. Gene Ontology annotation, molecular function: protein binding. NCBI's taxonomy places the organism in Eukaryota, Metazoa, Chordata, Aves, Psittaciformes, Psittacidae.